Symbiodinium sp. CCMP2592 is the source of this 1425-nucleotide messenger RNA. Lineage: Eukaryota; Dinophyceae; Suessiales; Symbiodiniaceae. The record is from the annotation of a GenBank genome assembly.
AUGACGCUGCGCAGCAGAGUCGCGCAGGAAUUGGAUCCUGAUGACAUUGAAGCCCGCCCACCGGAAGAGGCACAGGAAGCCAAAUGGCACUUCCAGACGGGCGAGCAUAUGGGAAAAUGGAGCGGCUUCGAUGAGAGGGGCGUUCCCCACUUGAACGCAAAGGGCAAGAAGCUCACCAAGCAGGAGAAGGAGCUGGUGGAAACAGAGUACCUCGAAGCCAAGAAGGCCUACCAGCAACAGAUCAAGGCAAAAGAGCAAUGGGAAAGAGCACUCGAGGAUGCAGAGAAAGCAUUGCGCGAGAAAGAUCGAGUACGAUGGGCUUACAGGGCAGCAGGCCCAAGCAGGCACGCCCUCUUGCACAUUGAGGAUCUUGAGGACUUUGUGAAGAAGAUGGGCUGGGAAGCUUUCAGCCACAAAGACAUGGAAGCACUGCAGUCUGUGGCUGCGAGACAGGGGCCCGAUGCGGAAGAACUUCUUCUCGAAGAUGUGCGGCAGUUUAUCAGCGAGGAGAUGGCAUCUAAGAUGUCUUGGCCCAGGUGGCUGAGCAGCAAUCAGACUCCAGCGGCUCAGAUGACACCGAAUCCGACAACUGAAAGCUCUCGAGCUGUCCUCGACCCAUAUGGUGGUAUCUUACCUUACGAGGACACGGAGAGCACGAAGUGGUAUGGUGCUGUGGAGGAUACGAAUAACCUCAUCAAGGAGGAACUCACCCCGGAAAGUUUCGAUGGAUUUCAAUGGAUCCCCGCAACACAAUGCGAGGUCACAUGGGAUGUUCUGCAAGUACCGGAGAGAUCGGACCCGACGAAAGUAUUGGUCUGGGCCAAGGUAGGAGAGGAGCAGAGCCAGGGAUCUGGCAAUGACCUGAUUCUUUGGGAGGCUCCAGACAAGGAGGGGCUGAAAGCAUCUUGGACGGAGGUGCAAAGCUUCGCGAGAGAGGAGAACACGAAGGCACAGGCGAAAGCAACAGCGACCCAGCCAGCAGCCGAGGUUCUGGGAAAGGCAGAGGUUGAAGCGCCUCCAGCUCCUCUGGAUGAGCCCGGGCAAGCAGCAGUGUCUGAACUGCGGGCGAAAGCAAAGCCCAUUGAGCCAAAGAAGCCUUCAGUGAGCUACCAGCGAGCGCUCAAGCAACCGGCCUCAAAGGCUCUAGCAAAGAGUUCUGGCUUCGCGGUGCCUCCACGACCUCCAAGACCAAAACCAUCGAACGUUCCCAGAGCCUUUCAGACGAAAGGUGCUGCGGAGGAGCUAUCUUACCCAUCUCGUUUUUCAACGCCCGUGGGAAGAAAGCAAAGGGCGUUUGAAAAGGCCGCGCAGAUCGAUCGUGCGCCAGAAAUGGCCAAACCAAUGGCCGGGGGGAAGGCGUGGGGCGGAGUCAAGAGAAGCACGGCCAUGCCCACGAGAGGGAGCAAGGACAAGAGAACGCGAUAG